Messenger RNA from Daucus carota subsp. sativus, 1610 nucleotides. Its product is annotated as probable N-acetyl-gamma-glutamyl-phosphate reductase, chloroplastic. Lineage: Eukaryota; Viridiplantae; Streptophyta; Magnoliopsida; Apiales; Apiaceae. The transcript is spliced from 15 exons. The record is from RefSeq and is a predicted model, not a curated record. Gene Ontology annotation, biological process: L-arginine biosynthetic process. Gene Ontology annotation, molecular function: NADP+ binding; N-acetyl-gamma-glutamyl-phosphate reductase (NADP+) activity; NAD binding. Bases 146 to 1351 code for a protein of 401 amino acids.
UAUACAUACAUAUACACACACAGCAUGUGUUGAUACUAUCUGCUUCUUGAAUUUGUAUACCCAUUGCAUUUUGUAAAAUUCAAUUGGCUGUCAAGAUUAACUUUUACAUGCCCAAUGCACUUAUAAUCACUUGAUACUUGUGCAGAUGGGUUCAAUUGCAGCUGUUGGUUCUAUUUCUUAUAAUGGAAUUUGUUUGCGUAAAAUUCAGGAUGAAACAAGUUAUCACAGGGAUAGGAAUUUCAAAGUUCGAAGUUCUGUUGCCUCAAAACAACAGAGCUUGCAAUUUUCAAAGGUUGAAUCUCAUAAGCUGGAGAAAACUGUUCGAAUUGGUGUUCUCGGAGCGAGUGGUUACACUGGAUCAGAGAUUGUUCGGCUCCUUGCUAACCAUCCAUAUUUUGACAUUACCUUGAUGACUGCCGACAGAAAAGCUGGUCAAUCAAUUGGAUCAGUAUUUCCACAUUUGGCCACACAAGAUUUGCCAGAUAUGGUUGCUGUAAAAGAUGCAAAUUUUUCUGACGUGGAUGCUGUGUUUUGUUGUUUGCCACAUGGAACUACUCAGGAAAUCAUCAAGAGUCUUCCUACCAGGUUAAAGAUUGUUGAUCUUUCUGCGGACUUCAGGCUGCGAGAUGUCAGUGAAUAUGAAGAAUGGUAUGGUCAACCUCAUAAAGCAGCAGAUUUGCAGAAAGAAGCUGUAUAUGGUUUAACAGAGAUAUUAAGAAGUGAAAUUCAGUCGGCACGCCUGGUUGCAAAUCCUGGCUGUUUUCCUACUUCCAUUUUGCUUCCUCUUAUUCCCUUGAUAAAUUCCAAGCUUAUCGAAGUUAAAAAUAUCAUCAUCGACUCAAAAUCUGGUGUUAGUGGAGCAGGACGUGGUGCAAAAGAGGCAAAUUUGUACACGGAAAUUGCUGAAGGUAUUCACUCUUAUGGUGUUACCAGACACCGUCAUGCUCCAGAGAUUGAACAAGGAUUAGCUGAUGCUGCACGUUCAAAAGUGACCAUCAGCUUCACUCCACACUUGAUGCCAAUGAGCCGUGGUAUGCAAUCAACUAUUUACGUGGAAAUGGCUCCAGGAGUAUCUAGUGAGGAUCUGAACCAACAUCUAAGGAGCUUCUAUGAGAAUGAAGAAUUUGUCAAGCUGAUGAAGGAUGACAAACCACCUCAUACUCGACAUGUCCGAGGAUCAAAUUACUGUUUUGUUAACGUCUUUCCUGACCGAAUUCCUGGAAGAGCAAUCAUAAUAUCUGUUAUUGACAAUCUUGUGAAGGGAGCCUCCGGUCAAGCUAUACAGAAUCUAAACUUGAUGAUGGGGAUUCCAGAGACCACUGGGCUUCUCUACAUGCCGCUAUUUCCUUGAUACUCUCUUACUCUCCAGUCCAUAUUAAUGAGGAAUUUAGAAUUUACUUCAGGAGGAUUUAUCAGUUGGCAAUUCGUGCUGCUGAUGAGUUGGCAAAUGGAGUUGUUGCAAUUUUAAACAAAUUACCCAGCUUUUGUAUCUUUAUUUGAUUCUUGUAGAACAGUUAUAUUUCCUUAGCUUUCGUUUUUAUAUCAACGUUGUUUUUCUAUAAAAAAUUAAAUUAAAUUAAUGGGAGAUUGGAGAAACUUUGGUCGAUAAA